Photinus pyralis (common eastern firefly) is the source of this 1473-nucleotide messenger RNA. RefSeq names its product transmembrane protease serine 5-like. The transcript is spliced from 8 exons. Gene Ontology annotation, biological process: proteolysis. Bases 1 to 1473 code for a protein of 490 amino acids. Gene Ontology annotation, molecular function: serine-type endopeptidase activity. Lineage: Eukaryota; Metazoa; Arthropoda; Insecta; Coleoptera; Lampyridae. The record is from RefSeq and is a predicted model, not a curated record.
AUGGACUGGAACCGCUUUGAAGAGCUGCUCAACAAUGUAGACAGCCCCACAAACCUCCACACUACUGACGACAUUGAUUCAGCCGUUAAGCAUAUCACCACGGCAAUAGUUGACACCGUAAAACUGACAUGCACACCCGCAAAAAGAUCUCUCCCGAUAGACUACAACUAUCCUCCACAAAAAAAUCACUCGACCUAUCAUCAAUUACAAAGGAUCAGCGAACAUAUCGAACGAGGAUUUGAAAACAAGCAGUACACUGCAGCAGUAUUUCUAGAUGUCGCGCAGGCCUUCGAUCGUGUGUGGGCUGAAGGCUUAAAAACUAAAAUCUUAAAAAUUAGCAUACCCUCUUAUCUCAAAGCCAUCAUCUUCUCCUUUCUCGAAAACAGAAGCUUUGAAGUCAAAGUCCAUUCGACGUUAUCUGACAUUAAAAAUAUCCGAGCUGGAGUUCCACAGGGCAGCAUCCUGGGUCCAUUACUCUUUAAUCUAUACACAUCCGACACUCCUGAAACUAACGCAACACUAGCUACCUUCGCCGACGAUACGGCCGUUUUUACUCAAGCUACAAACCUAAACGAGACACAUAUACUUUAUAAGGUCGUGCCCAAAAUUCACGCUAAGUUUACCCAAUUAACCCCUUUGAGAUUAAAUUCGUUUGUUAAAAGGAACAACAGCGUGCGGGAAACAAUUAUGUACCCUAGCCGUAUGAUGAACCUUAUUGUGGCCAUUCUGGCUUUUGUAACCAUAUUCUGUUUUACUUACGGACAUUUAAUAAAAAGUCAACGUAUAAUGGGAGGUAGUGCGGCAGAUAUGACGACGUUUUCCUUCCAAUUAUCACUUAGAUAUGAAAACGUUCAUCAGUGCGGGGCUGUUUUAAUUAGCGCUCAGACGGCUCUAACUGCAGCUCACUGUCUCUAUAACGAUUACAAUUUGGCAAUACAGGUGGAGGAUUUGUCAGUGUUUGGGGGAAGUGCUUACCUUGAUCAAGGAACCGGUGUCAAUCUCCGUUCGGUGGUAAAGCACAGUGGAUAUCUACCGAACAAACCAUUUGACGACAUCGCCGUUCUAAUUUUACAGGAUGUGAUUGGUAAUAAUAUGGUAUCACCCAUUGCUCUACCUACACCCAACGCGGUAAUAGAAGCAGGAAGUAAGGCAAAUGUUAGUGGAUGGGGAAGCUUGGAGCUUUAUGGAGAUAUGUCUAACUUACUUCAUUAUGUCGAAAUUGAAGUAGUUGACGAUAAUGUUUGCGUAGAUAUCUAUAGUACCAUAACACCUGUAACUGAUGAUAUGGUAUGUGCAGGGUCAUCGGAAGACGGGAAAGACGCAUGUUAUGGCGAUUCUGGUGGACCACUAACACAAAACGGAAUGUUAAUUGGAAUUGUUUCUUGGGGGCGAAAAUGUGGAAGUGCCAAAUAUCCAGGCGUGUAUACGAGAGUUGAUAAAUACCUAGAUUUUAUAGAUUCCCAUAUUAUAUAA